This is a messenger RNA of Oryza sativa Japonica Group (Japanese rice), 1401 nucleotides long. Its product is annotated as acetylserotonin O-methyltransferase 1-like. The record is from RefSeq and is a predicted model, not a curated record. Gene Ontology annotation, molecular function: protein dimerization activity; S-adenosylmethionine-dependent methyltransferase activity; O-methyltransferase activity. Gene Ontology annotation, biological process: methylation. NCBI's taxonomy places the organism in Eukaryota, Viridiplantae, Streptophyta, Magnoliopsida, Poales, Poaceae.
AUUAAGAGACAAAGCCAGCUGCUCGUAGUAGUUCAGGUAAUUAGAGAAUCAUCACCAUUUCAUCAAUGGCGUUAAUCCAUGGAAGCGAAGAAGUGAUCUCCCAUGAGGAGGACAUGGUCGGAGCCUUCGCGCUGCUCUACCACCACGUGUUCAGCUACAUCAAGCCCAUGGCGCUCAAGUGCGCCGUGGAGCUCGGCAUCCCCGACGCGAUCCACCGCCGCGGCGGCGCCGCCACCCUGGCCAACAUCGCCGCCGAUACCGGCGUGCACGCGUCCAGACUCACCGACCUCCGGUGCCUCAUGAAGCUGCUCACCACCUCGGGCAUGUUCGCCGCCACCGCCGCCACGACCGACGGCGGCGAGGGCGAGCCCGCCGUCGCGACGUCGACCAUGUACACGCUCACCGCAGCGUCCGGCCUCGUCGUCGGCCCGCGCGGGCUGUCCACCGUGGUGCGCUUCGCGGCGGGCCCCGUCGCCGUCUCCCCGUUCUUCGACAUGCACGCAUGGCUGCGCGCCGCGCCGGCGGCGGCGCCGCCCGCGGCGAGGUCGCUGUUCGAGCUGGCGCACGGGCGGUCCAGGUGGGACGCGGCGAACGCGGACAACGACACCAUGAACGCGCACAGCUUCGUGGAGAGCCAGCUGCUGAUCGAGGCCGUCCUCAGGGACCACGCCGGCGUGUUCCGCGGGCUGCGCUCGCUGGUCGACGUCGGCGGCGGCCACGGCGCGGUCGCCAAGGCCAUCGCCGCGGCCUUCCCGGACAUCAAGUGCACCGUGAUGGACCUCCCCCACGUCGUCGCCGACGCCCCCGUCUCCGACGACGGCAACCUGCAUCUCGUCGCCGGCGACAUGUUCCAAUCCAUUCCACCAGCGGACGCUGUUCUACUCAAAUACGUGUUGCACUGCUGGGGAGACGACGACUGCGUGAGGAUUCUCCGGAACUGCAGGGAGGCGAUCCCGGCGAGGGAGGCCGGAGGGAAGGUGAUCAUAACGGAGCUGGUGCUGGGCUCGUCGGCGGCGUCGCGCGACGCCAACGUGGCGGAGGCGGAGGACAUGCACAGCCUCUUCCUCAUGUGCAUCAGUGGCGUCGGGCGGGAGGAGCGCGAGUGGAGGGCCAUCUUCUCCGACGCCGGCUUCGGCGACUACAAGAUCACGCCGGUGUUGGGCCCUAUCUCCGUUAUCGAGGUCUACCCGUGAAAUGGAAUGAAAUCAAUGGAGUCCGGUAGUUGAUGAUCGAUCGAUCGAUCGAGUGUGUGGAAGUGAGUGACCAGUAGUAUGUGUAAUAAGCGUCGUUUGCACACGCAUUGUGUUGUUGUUUUUGUUUCUUUUUUUUUGUGAUUUUUGUGUGCUGGUGUGCUUGGGAUCUGUAUUUCAAUAAAAGAUAAUUAUGUAAAUGUUGUCAACA